AUGAAUUUAAAAAUAAUUUCCUUUUUUCCAAAAAUUCCCGAUUUUACAUCUGGUGAUGUAGUUAGGUUUACAGGAAAAUUUCCUCUCAAUGAGGAACCUCCUCAUGAUGAUAUUUUGGAGGUAAUUUUUAAUUUAUUAUUUAUACAAGUACAAGAUGAUGAUGAUUUAUUUAAAAGUAUCAAACUUAAUGUUAAUGAAUUUGUUGGAAAGGGAAAUGUUGCUGACAAAUUUAAUAUAAAAUGUAAGAUACUUAAAAGCGAAUGA
Molecule: messenger RNA, 264 nt
Organism: Rhizophagus irregularis DAOM 181602=DAOM 197198
Lineage: Eukaryota; Fungi; Glomeromycota; Glomeromycetes; Glomerales; Glomeraceae
Source: RefSeq, a predicted model, not a curated record